Messenger RNA from Seriola dumerili (greater amberjack), 4656 nucleotides. It is a transcript of the gene aff2, whose product is annotated as AF4/FMR2 family member 2. NCBI's taxonomy places the organism in Eukaryota, Metazoa, Chordata, Actinopteri, Carangiformes, Carangidae. The record is from RefSeq and is a predicted model, not a curated record. Gene Ontology annotation, biological process: regulation of RNA splicing. Gene Ontology annotation, molecular function: G-quadruplex RNA binding. Gene Ontology annotation, cellular component: nucleus; nuclear speck. The transcript has 26 exons. Bases 1 to 4656 code for a protein of 1551 amino acids.
AUGGAUCUCUUUGAAUUCGACUUUUUCAGAGACUGGGAGCUUGAACAACCAUGUCAUCUGGAGUCGGAGCGCAGCGCCCUGAAGAGGAGAGAGUGGGAGAGGAGGAACCAGGAGGUCCAGCAGGAUGAAGACCUGUUCUCAACUGGAUUCAACCUGUUUGGAGAACCUUACAAAACUAAUAAAGGUGAUGCAUUGGCCAGUCGCGUCCAGAACACGCUGGGCUCCUACGAAGAGAUGAAAGACCUGUUAACCAGCCACUCCAACCAGAGCCACUUGGUGGGAAUCCCCAAAGGCAGCAGUGCGAACAACAACCUGCAGACCCCGACCACUUCAACGACAGACAGACCCGCCAUGGAGUCCCAGCUUUUCAAUGACACCUUAAGAGGGGGAGCAGGUGGAGGAGGAGGAGGAGGAGGAGGAGCAGAGGCAAGUGGGGAUAAGAGGAUGGGAAAUGCACCAUCGUCAUCUUCAGCCUCCAUGCAACCUCCUGCUUCGACCACGUCGUCAUCAAGCACGUCGACAAUCCCACAUCAGACUUCGAAGAAGUCACGGAGCUCCAUGGACUGGUCAAGGGGAGGCCACGGACAGAGUACCCAAGGACCGGGCCUCGUCCUGGGGUUAGGACAGAACGGCCAGGGGCAGGCUGCUGGAGCUGCCAGUGGCAGAGGGAAAAUAUCUUUAUUAGAGGAGCAGCAAAUGCAAAGGCAUGAAGAGCUGUUUAGCUCACUGAAAGAUGAACUGGGUCUAAAAGAAGAUUCAAGCCCUUCUUCUUCCUCUUCCUCCUCCUCUUCCUCAUCUUCCUCUUCUAGAAGGCACUCUUCCCACCCCUCCAAAACCCUUCCUCUCCCAGAUGGUGGCAAUUUUCGAUCUUCCACCAUGGACGGUGGCCAUUUUAAGUCUUCCGCUAACACAGAAAAUGGUGGACAUUUUAAAUCCUCCCCGUUUGAAAAUGAAACAGGUUCUCACCUCUCGACAUCCUCCUCCCCGCUGGCUUCCACUUCGGUUCUGACGACGCCUACUCCCGGUCUAACCACUCCCACAUCUGGAUUAACUACCCCCACCUUCCCACCUGGUAGCCUAUCAGGGAAGCCAGUCGCCGUUCAGCAGAAGCCCACCGCGUAUGUUCGACCAAUGGACGGCCAAGACCAGGCGCCGAGCGACUCUCCCCAGCUGAAACCGCCCCUAGUGGCAACAGAGGGAUUCAACGGCAGCAGUCAGGCUUAUGGAGGAAACUCUGGGAACGUGAAGAAUAAACUGCCAAAACUGAGUCUCAGCCACACAGGGGAGGUAAACAGCACUCAAGUCAAGUGGAUACACAAGUAUAUUUGCGAGGCCCUGCGAGCGAGGCUGCGAGAAGAGCGAUGUAGUGUAUCAGCUAACAAGCCUGCUGCUAAACCACCAACUGCACCACAGAAGUCGAUGUUGGAGGAUGACCUGAAGAUCAGCAGCGACGAGGAAGAGGCCGAACAACAGGUGUCUGACAAGCCCAAAGCAAGAGGCACAGCCCUGAGUGGUGCAUCAGGGAGCAGCAGCGAAUCAGAGAGCAGCUCGGAGUCGGACACAGACGAGUCAGAGAGCAGCUCCAGUGACAGCGAGUAUAACCAGGCCUCCCGCACACACACUCCAGAGCCUGAGCCGCCCUCCACCAACAAGUGGCAGCUGGACAGCUGGCUGAACAAGGUCCAAGCUCAAACCAAACCUCUGGUUCCCCCACAGCAAGAACAUCAUGGUACAGGCUCCAUCAACCAGGGUCCAGAGACUUUCUCUCCAGGGAAUGAAGCACCAGGAGUGGGUACGGCUGCCAAGGCCAAGCCCUGCGGAUCCAAUAGCACCCCUGUUCCAGCUGCACCAGCAGUGGAGCACAAGGAUACGAGGGGAGCUUUCUGCCCGGGCAGAGAGAAGGCCAAGGCCAAACUCAGCCAGAAGACCUCAGGGGAGGGCCAGAGGGCGAAGAUGAGGCUGUCGCCGGGCCUGUUGUCAGGGCCAGAGGUCACGACCCCGAGGAGGAACACCACAGGGAAGAAACAGCCCAGACGGACAGAGAGGUCAAACAGUGUGGAGGAUAAUCAGAACCAGACAUGGAGCAGAGCAAACCAGCACAGCCCUGCAGCGCGGGAGAAGGACCUGUUGCCUCCCCCCUCCCUGGAGCAUCAGAACCCCACAAGGCCGCGAAGCAAACCCCCCAGUGGGAAAACAGCCCCCAGGAAAGAACCUCGCAGUGCUACCAAUUCAAACAACAACACAGUUACUCCACCAGCAGCGCUACAGCAGACCCCUGUGCCAAUACCUGCUGUCAGUGUAAACCAGCAGGACAAGAGGAAACACCGAGGCCCGAGCACCAGAAUCACACCCAAGUCCAGAGAAUUCAUCGAGACAGAUUCCUCCUCCUCCUCCUCAGAAUGCCAGUCGGAUACAGAGGAAGCCAUCAAAAUCCCCGCUCUGCCGCAGACGACACGCUCUGCGAUUAACACACAGACUCUGUCCAACACGCACAUACACACGCCUCUCCUCCCGUGCCUCGGCUCUGCCGGCAGUAUGGGCAGUCUGGGAGCAUUUGGAGGGAAAGGACUGCGAGUCAAAGAUGGUAGCAAUGUGACCACUAAUGGUAGCAGCAGUAGUAAUAGUAGCAUCAGCAGCAGUAAUAAUGGCAGCACUAAUAGCUGUAACUCCCUAAGCAUUAGCAACAUAAGUGGUUCAUUCGGUACUUCUGUUCCUGAUCCUGGAGGGUUAGGAGGGCAGUGCAAGGACCUGGAGUCCAUGUCCCCACCUUCCAACAUGGGACACGAGGUGCCUCUCUCCCCCCUCAGGGAGUACCCGGAGAUCCAGAGUUUGUGGGUGAAGAUCGACCUGAGUUUGCUCAGCAGGGUGCCGGGCCAGGGUUUGGGGGAAAGAUCCAGGGUGGGACUCGCAGAGAGGGACGGCAGUGAAGGGAGAGACACAGAGAGACCGGGCGAGAGGACAGGGGUGGCAGAGAGAGACAGACAGAAGCAGGAAGACAGGGAGUGGCCCGGGCUGAGAGAAAGACAGAAGUUAACUAAAGGGGAGAGACAGGAGGAAGAAAAUGAGCGAUUAGUGCAGGACAGAGAGAGGCAAGUGCAAGAGCAGAGUAAUCCCAGGCUGGCUGGGAGGACGGACAGAGGAGAGAAUGGAGGGAAACACAGGAGACAAGCAGCUGCGAACAUGAUGGUCCCAACAGAGAAACACACCAGCAAGAACAAGAGGAAACACAAGUCGGACCACACUGAGUCAUCAGUCAACGGCAAUAAGAAGCUGCGAUUGGACAAGGACUGUCAGCUCCUCCCACCCUGCAUCUCUCCAAUACACAACCACAAGAACAGCUCCACAGACAGCUCUCUGAACAGGAAGCAAUCUCGACGGCGCAACGAGAAGCUGCUUCCUCCCCUCCUGUCCCCGCUCUCUGACGACCCCCCGCGCAAACGAACCUGCGACGGCAGUUCCUCUCUCAGCCAGGAGGCCGGCGCCUCAGGGAUUCUGGCCUGCUCCACUACAUCCACCGCCUCUUCCUCCUCCUCCUCCUCCUCCUCCUCUCACAGACACAGGAGAGGUGAAGGCAAGGUGUCGUCACAUGCGAGAAAUGUGAGCAUUUCAAUGCCAUCCCUACAACAGGAAAUGGAGCCCCACGGCGAGAAGCCCUGUGGAGAUGGCUACCAUGCCAACGGACAGUCAGACUCCGAGGUGUGGUCGGAACCACUGAUGGAACCUGCAGAACCUCGCAGGCCAAGGCUGUCGUUCAGUGACACGUAUACCCUACACAACUCGGGGGUCUUGGAUAGUAGGAACCAUUUGAAGACCUCCGUGUCUCUUCCUCUGCUUGCCUUUGAUAUAAUUCAUCUAAUUUUAGGGAUGAUACCUCUUCACACAGUAGUCCACAGUGCAGACUACUACAUGCAGGAAGCCAAGAGACUCAAGCACAAAGCUGAUGCUUUGAUGGACAAAUUUGGUAAAGCGGUGAACUACGCAGACGGUGCGCUCUCCUUCAUAGAGUGUGGAAAUGCUAUGGAGCGAGAUCCACUAGAGGCCAAGUCACCGUACACCAUGUACUCCGAGACCGUGGAGCUAAUCAGGUAUGCCAUGAGGUUGAAGAACUUCACCAGCCAUUCAGCUACUGUCGCUGAGAAGAAACUAGCUGUACUGUGUAACCGCUGUCUGUCUCUGCUGUAUCUGAGGAUGUUCCAUCUGAAGAAAGACCACGCUGUCAAGUACUCACGGUCGCUCAUGGAGUACUUCAAGAAUUCAGCCAAGAGUUCCCACCAAGCACCUUCUCCUUGGAGGACCAACGGGAAGGUCAAUGGGACUCCAUCGCCCCUCUCACUCAGCCCCUCCCCAGCCAGCAAUGGAGGAGGAGGAGGAGCAGGAGGAGGAGGAUCUGGAGGUGCCACAGGUUCAUUGGGCAGUGUGGCUAUUCCCCAACGGAUUCACCACAUGGCUGCCAGUCACGUUAACAUCACCAACAACAUCCUGCGGAGCUAUGAACACUGGGAGACGGCUGACAGACUGGCCACUGAUAGCCAAGAUUUCUUCCAGGAGCUGGACUCGGUGAUGGAGCCGCUGAGUCAGCAGAGCAGCAUGACUGAGCUGGUCCUAUACAUCAGGCAGGGACUGCACUGGCUCCGCAUAGAGGCUCACCUGCUGUAG